Messenger RNA from Fusarium verticillioides 7600, 1553 nucleotides. RefSeq lists its product as hypothetical. The transcript has 4 exons. The record is from RefSeq and is a predicted model, not a curated record. The coding region runs from base 303 to 1154 and encodes 283 amino acids. NCBI's taxonomy places the organism in Eukaryota, Fungi, Ascomycota, Sordariomycetes, Hypocreales, Nectriaceae.
AACAUUAAAUUAGGGAGAGGAUAUAGGUGUAUUACGCUGCUACAAUUUCGACUACAACAUAGAGAUCCCGCUUUUCUCUCAACUUACAUUCUCGACUCUUAUUCGCUUCACUUUAAUCCAUCGAUUACAACUAAUCUCUUGGCAUACAUCUCGGCCCAAUUGUAGUACAUGUUGUAGGUCUUGUUACGCAAGGUUCAAAUAACGAGGAUGUAGCCAGCCGUACAACAUAUAAUCAUUGAUUAUUUCCUCUCGUCCUAAGAGCUUCCUCGACUCAAAUAAUUCUUAAAGUGCUACUCACAAAGAUGUCGUUCGGAUACGGUGUUGGCGACGUUAUCGCCUUGCUAGGCCUCUUCGAGCGUAUUGCCAUCGAGCUGCGAAAUUAUAAGGACGCCCCAAUGCAUUUCCAGCAACUCCGUGCCGAGCUAGAUCUACUGCGGGGUACCCUGAAACGUGCCCUGUCCCUAGAGCCAGAGUCUGAUGCGGAGCGCGAAACUUUGGAGCAGAUCAGAGCCAUCGUCAUCUACUGUGCUCAACCGUUACAGUCCAUGGCUGACAAGAUGAGAAGCAAAGAAAGCAGUCUGGGCCAUUUCAAAACCACAAGGAGCCUAAGGAGCGUCGGUACAAGACUCCACUGGUCUAUGGUCGGUAUAGAUGAUGUCCAGGAACUAAGAAAGACUGUCAUGUCUCAGAUGGCUGCUCUAAGUGUCCUGCUCAGUGUGCAGCACCAGACCAGCAUCAGGCGUCUCGCAUUGCAAUCACAUGCAGUCGGGGCUACCCAGUCCCUGAUGAUCGAGAAACACGCGAAUGCCAUGGCUGGCCACGCGUCGAACAUCUUAAGCAUUACUUCUAGAACGCAAAGCGCAAUCGAUAAUCUGGUAGUGAGUACAGGUAUGCAAGCAGAAAUGCAUACAAAGCAGACAAACGAAAUAAACGAGAGCUUGAAGGCUAUGGAGCGAAAUAUGCAUCAUAUGACGUUGAAGAGUGAACAGAGUACAGCUGUUGUCAAUCAUCAGACUACUCUCAUCACUCGCCAUGCUAACACUUUGUAUCAAUUGAUGCAAGAUAUCAAGCGGCUAUUCUUCUUUCUUGCGAGGUGUUCCAGAGAAAUGCUAGAGGCAAUUAGCAAAAACACGUACCUUGGCCUUACUGGAUAGCUAUGCUAUGCCACUGACAAAAUACUAGGCGUAUGCUGCUAGAUAUUCGUGUGCAGCUAAAACACAUAAUUAGCGCCAUCGAAGCUAUGCCACUUCAUCUCACGCUUGACAUCGUUCGGCUAGACGAUGUACACGGGGAGAGUUGGGCGCUGCCACUGCAGGCUUGUAGAACUUGGGAAUCGUUUAAGGAGAUCCUCCAGUUCGUUGUGUAUCCCAACGAGAGACCCGGAGCAAGAUACAUUACAAAUAACCUCUUUACGGUGGCACAAGCAAAAACUGGCAAAGAGGUGAAUCAAGAAACAUGAGAAACCUUGAUUAAACCAGGGUUUCAUCUCGAGCAGGCUGUUAUUUUGAAAAUGAAUUACUGGGUCGAGAGAUGCCUGGAUCCAAACUGUAACG